AUGAAGUGUCAACCAAUUAUUGUGUUCUUAAUUAUUGGUUUCGUUUUUGGAAGUUACACUCAAGCAUGCACUUUCUUCGCUGAAGGACGGUAUAAGCAUCAAACUGGUGACGAAUCUGGUGGCUGUUUCGGUUUUGAUAAGACUGAUGCUAUAAAGAAAAUCAGAGUCAGUAAUCCUGGAACUAGAUAUAAACUUUUUGCUAACACCGGCUGUAAAGGAAUUGUUGUUGCUACGGGACAUGAUACAACUAGAUUUAAUCCGGCGAUAAAAUUCGGUUCAGUCAAAUUAACUUGUCCCGAACAAUGUAUACCUGCAACAGUCACCACAGCGUUACCAGUGUCCACCACAAGCAUGUUUCCCGACUGCACAUUUACUGCCACUUCUACUGUUAAUUGUCCCGGUAAUAGCGGACAUACAGUUCGCAACAACAAUUGCCCAACUGUUACUUGUACCCUUGCAGAGACUACGUGCCUCUUUAUCCCCCCCCCCUAA
Molecule: messenger RNA, 492 nt
Organism: Paraglomus occultum
Lineage: Eukaryota; Fungi; Glomeromycota; Glomeromycetes; Paraglomerales; Paraglomeraceae
Source: the annotation of a GenBank genome assembly